Debaryomyces fabryi is the source of this 1287-nucleotide messenger RNA. RefSeq names its product Fth2p (gene FTH2). The transcript has a single exon. Gene Ontology annotation, cellular component: fungal-type vacuole membrane; plasma membrane; high-affinity iron permease complex. The coding region runs from base 1 to 1287 and encodes 428 amino acids. NCBI's taxonomy places the organism in Eukaryota, Fungi, Ascomycota, Pichiomycetes, Serinales, Debaryomycetaceae. The record is from RefSeq and is a predicted model, not a curated record. Gene Ontology annotation, molecular function: ferrous iron transmembrane transporter activity. Gene Ontology annotation, biological process: iron ion transmembrane transport.
AUGAUUGAACUUUCUGACUAUUUCUCUAUCGAGAUAUUCUUUAUAAUAUUGAGAGAAACUUUAGAAACUGCUAUUAUCAUAUCAGUUUUGCUUUCAUUUAUAAAUCAAAGAUCGCAUUCUCAUGAUGGGCAGAAGACAUCACCAUCAAGUUCAAGGGAUUCGGAGAUUUCUGAAAGGCAUGAGAAAGAACAGAAAAGGCUUAAGCUUCAGGUAUGGGCUGGUGCUGUGAUUGGAUUAUUAAUAUGUCUCGUAAUAGGGUUAAUCUUUAUUACAUGCUUUUACAUUAUUGGUAAGGACUAUUGGUCAUACACUGAAAGAUUAUGGGAAGGAGUAUUUUCUUUAUUAUCGAGUAUAAUUAUCACUGUAAUGGGCAUUGGUUUAUUAAGAAUUAAUAAGGUUAUGAAAGUUAAAUGGUGGGUAAAAUUGGGAUCUGCUUAUAACACCGAAGACAACAGCAACAGCAUAAACCCAGACAAUAAUGAAGCUAGUGAUGGCAUAGAUAGUGAAUUGUCUGGCUCGUCAGUCAGUCAUGAAAGACCUAGAAAACUGUCUUUUACAAAGAAAUAUUUCUUGGCGAUAUUACCUUUGAUCACUACUUUAAGAGAAGGUUUAGAAGCCGUGGUAUUUGUAGGGGGGAUUGGCAUGUCUCAACCCCCAACCUCAAUUCCGCUUUCAAUUGUAGGUGGUAUUUUAGUAGGUUCAAGCAUUGGUUAUAUGUUGUACAAAGGUGGUAACAAGAUGUCAUUACAAUAUUUUUUAAUCUUCCUGACCUGUUUCUUGUAUAUUGUCAGUGCUGGCUUAAUGAGCAGAGGAGUUUGGUUCAUAGAAUUGGAAAGAUACGUUAGGUUAUGUGGUGGUUUGGAUGUUAGUGAAACUGGUAGCGGUCCAGGGUCUUACGAUAUAGCAAACAGUGUUUGGCAUGUCAACUGUUGCAAUGGAUUAACUGAUGGCUGGUGGAUGGUCUUGAAUGCAAUAAUUGGUUGGACUAAUUCUGCAACAUACGGAAGUGUUAUCUCGUACUGUGUAUACUGGUUAUUUGUUGCGUUGUGGUUAGAAAUAAAAUUAUACGAAGAGAAACAAGGAGUGUUACCAUUAGUUCCAAUAAAAUGGCAAUUGAAAAGAAUUAGAAAGAAAGUUAAGUUAUAUGAAAGCAGACUCAAGCAUCAUCGUGAAUAUCACCAGCAUAAUGAAACGAACACUAGCGAGUACCAUGAGCUUGAAAGUAAUCCAUCUAUGGAGAUCAACCCCAGAGAAGCAGAGGGCCAAUUAUUAUUGUCUACUGACUAG